Molecule: messenger RNA, 4103 nt
Organism: Saccostrea echinata
Lineage: Eukaryota; Metazoa; Mollusca; Bivalvia; Ostreida; Ostreidae
Exons: 8
Coding region: 45-2546 (833 amino acids)
Biological process (GO): cell surface receptor protein tyrosine kinase signaling pathway
Cellular component (GO): cytoplasm
Source: RefSeq, a predicted model, not a curated record
GUUUAUUUACCUUUGACCUAAAUAAACAUCAACAAUGACCUGAAAUGGCGACAGAUGAAGAGAUUAUUUUUGAGGAUCAUCUGUAUAAACUAUCCGGAAAUAAGGGAAAGGGAUUUUGGUCGAAGAGCAAUCCCUGGAAGCAGAAAUAUUUCAUUCUUAAAAAAAUAGGAGAUAGACCAGUUCUAGAAUAUUAUAACAAAAAACCUAAAAGUAAAAAUUCAAGUUCACCUAAAGAUAAAGUAGUGCUAUGGCCAAGCUACAGAUUAGAGAAAGUGACCAAUACUCGAAACCGAGCCUAUGUGUUCGAAGUGACCACUCAGGACAAAUAUUUGUGUUUGUCAGCAGAUGAGCAAAGGAGCAUGGAUAUAUUUGUCUUUAUUCUGCAGAGUCAAAUGCAGCUCAAGAAACAAAUCAAAGAUGAUAUGAUCAUUGUUCAGCCAGAAAACUCAGAAUCUCAAAGAAGGAUUGGUGCAAAGGGAACAAACUGUAUUCUACAUGUAGCACCAUGGGGGAUAACUCUAGCAUUACAGAGUACAAGAUCUGUUCUGGCCCAGUGGCCACUGAAGAGUGUGCGGUACUUUGAAGCAGGUGGUCAGGGAAAGUUUAUGUUGGAGGCAGGGAGGGUUGCUCCAAUGGGGGAUGGCAUGUAUGUCUUCCAGACCCAGAAAGGCAAAGACAAUUACAUCUAUGACUUGUUGGAUCAACAUAUUGUUAAUGCUCUUAGCAAAACACAGCCCAGUCGCCGAGGAACAACAGAAGAGAUGGAGGAUUAUAUAGUGGAAUCGGAGAAGUUAUCUGCCCUUACCACAAUAUCACCAGUAACCGUUAUCCAACCAGAAAUUGUCAAAAUUCUCCAGGAGAACUGGAACUUUAUAUCUGUAAAUGCUGGAAUCCCCAAACCAAAGCCAGUUGUUCAUGUCAGACAAAACAGCCAAAUGUCAGACACGGGCGCACCUCCUCCUCUCCCAAAUCGACUUCCAGCACAUCCCCCGCCAAAUAGUCCAAAUCAUCACAGAUCACCUGCUCAAGUAGUCAAUCAUGGAUUUCACAACAGUGUGUCUGACUCUUUGCUGGAACGACCACCAAUGCCACCUCCAUCACCAGCUCGCUCAUCCACCAGAUCUUCCAUACCAACUGACCGAGACUCUCAGACCAAACCACUGACCAUACCAGCUGGGAAUGCAAGAGUCAGUCAACAUGGUCAAGCAUACUUUCGGAUGAAUUCUAGCUCAAGCAGUGGAGUACCUCACAGCAUUUCAUCACAGUUUUCACCCAUUGGAAACUGGACCCCACCUCCAACAUUUCAGGAGGCUACUGCUUAUAGUCUUAUGGAUGGAAACUCUACUUUAAAUACGCAAGGUGGAUAUCUUACUCCAAGGCACAGCGGAGAAGUGGAGGCAAACCAGAGCUCAGGUUAUCCAGAACAGUAUAUUCUACCGACACAUGAACAAGAUUCAGCACAAUUCAGUAGUCUUCCUAGAUCAAAACAAAGGAGAAAUUCCAAUGAUAGACAAAGAACAACUAAGUAUAGACUAAGGUCCUCAAGCUGUGACCAGUUAGACUCUUACAAUUUAGAUUCUGCUAUGUCAGAGUCACCCAGAAGGAGAAGUGUGGAUCAGGGAGGAGAUAGACCUUAUGAUCUUGCCAAACCCCAGGCGCCAUUUCGAAAUCUGCACAAUUUUAGAGGUAGCAUGGAAAUGAUCAAUGAUAAUAGGCGAGGGUCUAUGGAGCAUUAUUACAAUAUCAAUGGGUUGAAGGGAACUGUAGAUGCUAGUCCAAAUCCUUCUGUUGGUGAAGUGAGAAAGAGGUUCAAUGAUGUAGCUCGAGAGGACACUCUUACUAGAUCUAUUUCAAAUCCCAACUUCAUGCAAAUCAGUACAAAAGACAAAUUCAGUGAUGCAAAAGCAUACCCUAGCAAGCUGGAUAGCAAACGUAAAAGUAAAUCUUUGUUAAACUUAUUUAGGAAAUCCCGUGAUGGAAAAGACAGAAGAAGUGUUGGGAGUAGUAGUAAUCCCAGCAGUCCCGUAGGAACAUUAACCAGACAGACUAGUAUCCCACUCAUUAGUAUAGGAGGGAAAGAUGUUUACUUCACCGAGAGAUCCCGCUCAUUUAGGAAACCCAAGAAUAAAGGUACAGAUAGCGCAGAAAAUACUCCCCCUAACAGCAGACAUAACAGUUAUAGUAAGGCAUCUGCCAGAGAUUUGCCACCAUCUGGAAGCAGGCAUAGCAGUGCAUCCAAGUCACCAGCAAUAUCUAAAAAAGAUCUCCCACCCUCUGGUAGUCGAUAUACAAAAUCACCUGCAGCAAAUCGUAGAGACCUUGUGAAUACAGUGUCACCCCCACUACCGAAACGAGAAAGGUCUUCCUCUUAUGUGAAUGUGGUUCACUCUCGCUCAGGGAGUGACAUUUCUAGUAACACAGGUAGUAAUAGCAUAAUCCACAACAGAUCUGGGAGUGACAUAGGCAGCAGCAGUGUAGGAAGCAGGCACAGUACAGAGAUGAGGCAUAGCAGCAGCAGCAGCAGUAAAGCUGAAACUGUCUGCUGAUUGGUUAAAAAUAUCUAUCCUGUCAAAACCUGAAUUAGUCAUUGUAGUGUCAGCUCUAUUGUAUAUGUAAUUUCUUGUCUUAAUUAUUAAUAAUCAUGUAAAUUUUCAAAAUUUUACCAAUUAGUACAUAUUUUAAUUAUAACAAAAUCAAAAUAUUAAUUUUACGCAUUUGCUAUGUACAUGAGUAUAUCUCUUUCUUGCCUAUAGCUGUAUAUCUGUGUACAAAGUUUUGAUAUAGUUACUGUAGUUGUAGAAUGAAUGAAUUUGAUGGUACAUAUAGUACAUAUUUUUUCCCAUAAAAUGGGGUUAGUGUAUGGAACAAGUAUGAGACCAAGAAUAUUAGACAGAGCAGAGAAGUAUUAGUAAAAACCUGAAACAUGAUCAAAAGUGAGUAAACAGAUGUUUGCAAUCAGUUCAGCUUUUUUUAUACUCUUUAAUGUUAACAUAGUUAUAGGAGUAUAAGUGUUAUAUGUUUCUAUUUUUGUGUACAAAAAGCCUCUAUUUUUGCACAAGAGGACAUCAUUUUGGGUGGUGUGUUUUAAGCAGUGUUUGAAAUUACCAUGAGCCCAACUGCCCGAGACGCAUAAAUUUCGCCACAGGUGAACAAGUCUACUUAAAUUGACACCUGGCUGGAUUUUUUCAAAUUUCCACUAAUUGAAAAUUUAUAUUGAUAAAUCUGUCUCAUAUUGACUAAUUGUAUUGGUAGCAAAGUUUAACAAGCCAAGUGACAGAACUUAUCAGUCUAUAUGAAUGGAUCAAACUUAUGCUGUCAGUCCUGUAGUCACAAAAGAGCUGAGAUUGAGAGAGCUUAGGAUUGCAGCUUUCCAGCCACUUGCAGGACAGACAAUGUAACAACUCAUAUGGUUUUAUAUAUAUGUAACAAAAAAUUUUUGAAGCAAGGCCAUACUUUUCUUGAGCUGAAAGGUCUUUGGGCUGACAAGUUUUAUCAGCAGUCACACCUGCAUGUGUGUCUAGCUAAUUUUACAGUGAGUUUCAAUCACUGAUUUUUAGUAACUUGUUAAGGCCAGAAAGUUAAAUGUUGUGUUCAUACUGUUAUAUGAUUUUUUUUUAUCCACCUUUUACAUAAUUACAUGGAGUGUAUCCAUGACCCUCUUAUAACAGGUGUCAAACACUUCUCACUUUAUGAAAGUUUUUAUGUUAUUGAAAACCAGAUUCAAGUCAUUUACAGAAUGUUAACAAAAGUAAAUAAUUGUUAUUUAGUUUAGGUAAAUCUAGUUCCGAGGACAUUGUUUAACAAUUUUAAUCAUUUAUCAUUAGAUUAUUGUUUAACUGAACCAAAUGAGGUCUAUCUGUCACAAUACAGGGUUUAAGGUGUUACCUAGGCAUAUCUUAUUUUUAUAUUGUACACUUAAUUCAUUAUGCAUCAAAAAUCAUUCAGUGUCAUAUUUCUCAGUUAUUAAUUGUUUUACAUUUUUUAAAGUUAGUCUACAGAUACAAUUAUUUUACUUUUGGAUACUAAUGUGCAAUGUGCAUAAUAGUCAUUUAACGAAGAAGUUUUCUUAGCUCAUUCACUUCAUUACAAACUUUAUUUUAAUG